AUGCCCGGGAUACGCUGCCCAAGGUGCGACAGGAGGACGCUGACACUGCGGUGUCUGUUUCGACAUCUCCGUGCUCAACAUGGGCAUGAAAGUCCCAUCCCCUUCAACUGGGUCUGUGGACUGGGAAACUGUAUGAGGACCUUCCCACGAUAUGCUACCUACCGGAAACACGUAACCCGGGCACAUGGAAGCUUGCUAGAAGAGGACGGCAGAAGGCUAUCCCAGGAGCUACCAGCACGUACGGCUGAAGAAGCUACCAGUCCAGACGCAAGCAGGGAAGCCGCCCCUAGCCCGGAUGCCAGCAGGUCGGAGGACCUCGAGCACGCCCAAGAAGGUACAGAGCAAGUCCAGGAAGACGAUGUUAGACAGCUAGCUCUGCUUCUCCUCAGAUGGAGAGCAGGUAGACGUGUGCCAGAAUCCACAGUGGAUGAAAUUACGAGCGAUAUCAUAGCGUAUAUCCAGGGCUUGGUGGAACACAGGCCUGUAGGCGACCUCGAGGAGAGAUUAACAUCUCUUGUGACACAUGAUCUGCAGCCUCUGAAGACCAGGCGUGGCAGGGAACAAUACUGGAAGAACACCUUGCCAUUUAUCGAGCCCAGAACUGUUACCCUUGGUCGUAACGAAGGUGGAAAGGUGGACAAAUUCCACUAUGUUCCCAUACGCGAUGUGCUAAAGCACGUACUGGAUCCCUCAUAUCUGCACGAAGGACAGCAGGCUUCAAAUGCACCAGAUGGUUACUUUUCCAGCAUCUUCGAUGGAGCAGCAUUUAGUGAACAUCGAUAUUUCCGUGGCGACAACUCUAAGAUUUGCAUACAAUUAUACAGCGACGAAUUCGAGGUCUGCGACCCGCUCGGGAGCAAGAGAGGAAAACAUAAGCUGAUGGCAGUGUACUUCUCUGUCCUGAACCUGCCGCAGAAAUCAAGGUCGUCCCUCUCAAGCACUCACCUCGCACUCCUUGUAAAAGACAAACAUGUGGGAGUUUAUGGUCUCGAGAAGAUUCUUGCCCCAUUGAUAGAAGACAUUUCCCUUCUUGAGAGAGAAGGAAUUGAGCUUGAGGGUGAAGUAUUCAAAGGCACGGUGUUUGUAGUCACUGGAGAUAACCUCUCACAACACAGACUGGGAGGGUUCAAAUGUAGCUUUACCCACGGCCGGAUAUGUAGGUUUUGCUUGGCCCUGCGACAUGAAAUUGACACGAAACACCUUGAAACAGACUUCGCCCUCCGUACGCCAGGUGGGCAUCAGCACCAUCUGAGCAUGUUGAAUGCUGUUGUGCCCACAGUCUCACUUUACGGUGUAAAAGAACAAUGCUCGCUCACAUUCUCCGGAUUUGACCCAACGGAACACCUUCCACCUGACGUGAUGCACAACGUUCAUGAGGGGAUCCUUCCAUUCGCAAUGAAGCAUAUCCUUUCUAGCCUUAUUUCCUCCGGCCUGUUCUCGCUUGAUGACCUCAACAAGGAAGUCGUUCGUUUUGACUAUGCUCCUUAUGAUCAGAAGAACAAACCAGAACAGCUAUCCAGAGAAUUUGUAUUUUCAAAGGGAAAUAUGAAAGGGAGAGCAAGUCAAGUGUUUUGCGUUUUCCGCCAUCUCCCGUUCUACGUAGGACAGCGCGUUCCAUCUGACAACCCCGUCUGGAAGUUGUACACUUUGUUGAGAGAAGUGGUUGACGUCAUCAUGAGCAGAGUGAUCCCUGUGCCUCACAUACCAUACUUGCAGCGUCUAAUUCAUUUUUUCCUGAUUGACUUUCACAGCCUUUUCCCUUCGGCACGGGUUCCUUGCAAGUUUCAUUAUUUAGUGCAUUACCUGUCAUUUAUUUACAAGUUCGGUCCUCUCGUUAAUCUCUGGGCUAUGCGCUUCGAAGCGAAGCACCAGUAUGUUAAAGACAUUGCCCGCAAAUGCCGGAACUUCAAAAAUAUUACGCUGACCCUCUCCACAAAGCACCAGUUCCUCCAAAUGUACACCUUUUCACAGAGCAAUAGUCAAUGCGAACUGCGCACUGCAGGCUGCAAGCCAUGCCUCUCUGAGCAUGUGCCAGAUGUCUUGCUAGCGUACAUGAACAGUCAAAACAUUGUUUGUGAGAACAUCUUUGCCGUGAACUCUGCCACCAUUGAUGGAAUCGUGCUGCUUAGAGGCAGCGUGCUUGUGCUUCAGGCUAGUGGUGACGAACUUCCUGUGUUCGCGCAGCUGUGUGACAUUUAUGCUGCGAACCGCGUCUUACUGGGGGUUGCACAGAAGCUGGACACAGUCGAAUUUGACGCGCAUUUUCAUAUGUACACAGUCAGCGUUACUGCGCAGGUAACCGGAAAAUACCACCUUGUUUCCGCGCUUCCCAACAUCGUGUGCGAGUACGACACCACCAAGAACAGAAGCACUGAAAACGAAUUGGAACUGUUCAAUAAAACAAACGGGAAGUCCAUAGUACCCUCCGUGAAAAAGGAGCUCAAAGUCGAGGAUAAAGUGAGGGUCCUACUGCACUGA
Ornithodoros turicata is the source of this 2478-nucleotide messenger RNA. RefSeq lists its product as uncharacterized. Lineage: Eukaryota; Metazoa; Arthropoda; Arachnida; Ixodida; Argasidae. Bases 1 to 2478 code for a protein of 825 amino acids. The transcript is spliced from 3 exons. The record is from RefSeq and is a predicted model, not a curated record.